AUGGCUAACAAUCGAAUCAGCAAAGUUGCAAUUGUCGGACUGACAUUGGCAUUUUAUGCUGGCGGAAAUGUCGGUAGUUUCAUUACCCGUGCUCUGCUGCAGACUGGGAAGCACAAUGUAACUGCUCUUACACGAGCGGAAAGCAACGCAUCGUUCCCUGAUGGCGUUGCGACAAAACAAGUCGACUAUGAUCAACCCGAAACUCUGGUGGAAGCGUUGCGUGGUCAAGAUGCUUUGGUCAUUACAAUCAGUGGCAUGGCGCCCAUGAAGCAGAUUGAGGAGAAGCUCAUAAGAGCCGCGGGCGAAGCAGGGGUGUCGUGGAUCCUGCCGAACGAAUGGAGCCCGGACUCGACCCACGAUGGUAUCGUUGAGGACAUUUUCCUCUUUCAAUGGAAAGUCGCGGCUCGCCGCCUGAUUGAGGAAAUUGGCAGGAGCUCGUACGUUGCAGUGGUAACUGGGUUCUGGUACGAAUACAGCCUUGCGGUCCCAAACAACUACGGCUUCGAUUUUGCCAAUCGAAUGGCGACAUUCUACGAUGAAGGCGAUAUCGAGAUCUCGACCUCGACAUGGCCACAGGUUGGCCGUGCGGUCGCAGCCUUGCUCAGCUUGCCCCUGCAAGCUGAAGCUGGUCAUGGAGGACAGUGUCUGUCACAGUUCAAGAAUCAAGUGGUAUUCGUCAAUUCGUUUGUUGUCAGCCAGAAGGACAUGCUCGCCUCCGCCCUUCGCGUGACACAAAGCAAGGAGUCCGACUGGACCAUUAGCAAGAAGGCCUCCCGGGAGCAAUUCACCAUUGGGAUGGCGGAUAUGAAGGAAGGGCGAAAGCCAUCGGCAAACUUCCUCUACGCUCGUAUCUUCUUCCCGGGGCCUGAUGGAGGAGGCGACUUUGAGCACAAAGGCACCGUCAACGGCUUACUGGACUUGCCACGUGAGGAUCUUGACGAUGCGACCAAGACUGCCAUGGAGCGACAGAUGGCUGGUGGCGCACGCUGAUGGCGCCACGUUGUCUUGGCGUGGUUGCGAUGUUCGGUUAGGUGUAUGGGUACAUGAUGUAGUUGCUGUUCGUCUGUCAAGGCUACCGGAGAGAUAUUUCCCGCCGAGAAGGGUGCCAGCAUCUCUCGGAGAGAAUACUGUCAGCAGCGCUCUUGGAAGAUCCACUGGAUGAGGGCUGCGGAAGCAGAAACGGCCGCGGAAGGAAUUGUUUUUGCGUCAUGUUUCCAGCGCGCGAAGAGUUGCCGUGAAAGUUUUGCACAACCGAACAUAAUUUACAUAAACCCACCCGGAACGCCACGUUCG
Neohortaea acidophila is the source of this 1293-nucleotide messenger RNA. RefSeq lists its product as uncharacterized. The record is from RefSeq and is a predicted model, not a curated record. Bases 1 to 990 code for a protein of 329 amino acids. The transcript has 6 exons. NCBI's taxonomy places the organism in Eukaryota, Fungi, Ascomycota, Dothideomycetes, Mycosphaerellales, Teratosphaeriaceae.